GAGACAUUUUCAGGGACGCACACGCUUGUUCCCGGAAAGGACUUCAGGGGCUGGUGCUUCGUUAGCAAAGAAGCUAACACGGUUAAUAACCUGUAAACUAAUGAUGAAUUCAUCUGUCGUAACGGGACUUUGAAUGUUUAUAGUUUCAGAAGAACAUCAUCUGUGAUUUCAAAAUGCGUCGGUGCCCCAUUUGUCCCAAAACGUUCCCAUCGCCAUCUAAACUGAACAGACACCUUCUCAUCCACACUGGCCAGAAGCCCUUCGUCUGUAGAUUCUGUGGAAAAGCCUUCAACCAGGCUAAUCAUUUAAAACUACAUAUGCAGAAUAUCCACCACUCACAGCCUCCAGCAGACACGGAUGUUAUUUCAACCAAUCUCCAGCAACCACUCUGGGUUAAACCAGCCGCGGGGACGAGCACGCACAGUGCUGGUAACUGUGCCGGAAUGCCAUCGACUGUGUCGUCCUCUGUGGCCUCCCUGCCACAGUGGAGAAGAGGAACUGUUUGUCUUCCUGUGUCAGGGACUGGAAACCCAUUCAGAACAACAUCACAUGUAACUGGAGGUACAGUGAGCAGUGUCUCACAUGAUGUGGAUCCGGUGCCUCGGGAUCAAGUUAAUUCUACCAAUGUGAACACAUCUGCAAACAAAGGCCACAAACAAUACACCUGCAAAGUCUGCUUAAAGUCAUUCCUUUCAUCUUCUCAGCUUUGCAGUCACUUACCAACACACAACAAAUCAAAACCGCUCGAGAGGGGCCAGAGCAUUUUCAAGAAGCGUCUGCGGAAGAUGAACUUACAGUCACAAGAAUCGACAAGCCCCAGUAAAAGCAUAAUGUCUCAGAAACACCAGUGUCCUAAAUGUAUGAAAGGCUUUUGCUCACCGUCCAAGUUAAAACGACAUCUUCUUACUCAUACGGAUCAGAAACCUUAUGCGUGUUCAGGUUGCUGGAAAAACUUUAGACAGAAGGCGCACUUGAAAACUCAUCUAGGCACAGAAAAGAAAUGCCCACUUUCUGAUGCCAAUGCAAGAGGAAAAAAAAAACGUUCUGAAGACAGUAAAAGUUCACGUCUGCAGCCUGAGACGACGCUUCAGCGCCCAUCCAGUAAUCAGAACUCGUCAAUGGAGCUCAAGCUACAAUGUAAAAUACAUGUAAAUACUUUGCAGAAACUGAACAAGAAUGAAAUCAAGUUAAAAUCUUUUGUAAAACAAGAACAAUCAUUAAAUCCGAGCAGUCAGUGUCAUAAGUCAGGAGGACAAGGGUCGCAAUGCUUGACAAAAAAAGAUUUGAAAAGAUUCCUGUGCUUGAUCUGUAACAGAUCAUUUCGUUUAGAGGUUAAUUUAAUACGUCAUCGUAGAAUUCACUUGAACCAAAAGAAAUUGGGAAGUCCCACCUCGGUGCAAAAAUGUAAUAAUGUGAAAGUGUCAAAUUCUGACGCUAUCAAACGUGUGCCUGAGCGUAAUCCUGCAGACCUCACUGACUUGAACAUAAUUGUACAACAAGUAAUACGGAGAGAGAAGAUUUGCAGUGACUCUCUUCCUCAGGAGACUGCGUCCAUUCCAUCAGCAGCACAGAAGAAGCCAACUUUCCCGCUGCAGAAGCUCCCUUCACAUCAGUGCCCAAAAUGUUCAAAAUUUUUUCCAUCUCCGUCGAAACUUGAGAGGCACAUGAUGAUUCAUACCGGACAAAGGCCCUUCAGCUGUGAGUUAUGCGGAAAGCAAUUUCGUCAGAAAACACACUUGAGGGUUCACUGUCGUGUUCACCUGUUGACCAGAUAUCAGAAGCAACGGUCGCUGUACAUCAGUCGACCGCCUUCACGCACCGGUGGGUUUAACACGAAGACCGCAGCAGACGUCCCAAUCCAGGAAGUGUCAGCACAUAAAAAGUGUAAUGAGACACUCACUGGCAGUGAUGUAAACUCUGCAAACCAGCCGGAUCAGACCCCUUCAAUAGCAACUGUUCAAGAUAAUGUCAAGACAGAAUCAGGGAUCCAAUUGUUUCCACAAACCUCCAAGAAAAGUGACGUUUUGCCCUUGAGAACAGUUCCUAAAGUGAAAGAUAGUGGGACACAGACUGCUAAGCCAAUGCUAAUUCUUGGCAACGUGCUACGCGAGUGCCCCCAGAGUCUUCCAAACCCCUCUGAAUUACAAAGGCAUGAGAUGGUACAAUUUCUGUGUCAUAUGUGUGGGGAAGCUUUUCAGCAAAGAACCCAUCUGGAAUCACAUGAAAGUGCACAUUUUCAGAGGGAACUGUCCCAACCUAUCAACCAGCAGGCGAGCAUCAAAAAGCUGGAAACUAAUGAUCAGCAGCAGCAGCAGCUCUACCCAAAGGUCACUGUUCAUAUCCCUUCUCUGCAACACUCUGUAAGCACAGAUAUAAAACAUUCAGUCAAUGCUUCUGCGACAGGUAAAGAAAAAAGUGUGCAGGAUUCUACCGGGCCUGAAAAACCUAACGCAGAAGUGAACAGUCUCUUUGAGACAAACACCAAGAGCAGUACUUUAAAAAAGAAGCUUCACAUGUGUCGCAUAUGCAGCAAGAACUUUUCUUCUCCCUACAAGCUGUCGAGGCACUUGCUCACUCACUCUGGCAUGAGGCCGUAUAAAUGCAGCUUUUGCAGCCAAACCCUCACACAGCAUGGUCAUCUAAAAUUACAUGAGGACAGAUGCAGACAGAGAAGCAGGACCUCCGAUUGUUCUCACAGAGAACAGGUAAAUACCAACCAUCUCCAGGAAAACCCCACUGAAAACCUUAUGUAUUGUACAGAUUUUAAUUUGGAUCCAGUGAGCGAGCAGAGAGAGUCACAUUAUAAUCCUGCCAGCGCUGGUCAAUGCUCUUUAACUGAUGGAGAUUUAGCUCAUUGUCCAGAGGCAAUAGACACUGACUGGCUGGCAGUACCGGAGACAGGCUUAAAAGAGGAGAAUAAUGAAUUAGAAGAAAAACCGAAUCUAGCUACAGACAGUUCUAUUUCAUCUACAGACCAUUUCAGUUAUUCGUUUCCCACUCAGCUUGCCUUUGAAAUAAACAAGCUUAUCCAAAAUCAAAAAACGUCAGCUCUGUCACAUCACUACGAGGGUAAUACUCAUAACGUAGAAAUACCCAGUCAGCUUGAAGGAGUGACGGCUAGUUCAAUUAAAAAAGAAGUGCUUGUUGGUGUGAGUUCUGUGGACGAGGAUCAACUUCUGCCAGACUCCCCAGGUGAUGACUGGUGUGAACCACUGAUCGUGUUUGAAUGUGGCGAGUGCACUACAGACUUCAUUAGUGACGACGAUCUCAAGCGACAUCUCUGUCCUGCUCGUGUUGAAGCGACAAACUCGACCGCUCUGUGGUAAAACCUUUACUCAGAUGGCACAUGUCAGAAUUCAGAGACAGACUCGUUGAUGAUGUGACACUAAAAUGUUUGGGUUUUUGUGUGUGCGCAGACUUACUUUUGUGGUGAUCUUGAUAUGUGACAAAUAUAUCUGUAUAUAGAUACAUGAACUGUA
Messenger RNA from Paralichthys olivaceus (Japanese flounder), 3479 nucleotides. The record is from RefSeq and is a predicted model, not a curated record. NCBI's taxonomy places the organism in Eukaryota, Metazoa, Chordata, Actinopteri, Pleuronectiformes, Paralichthyidae.